AUGAACUUCGUGCUACGUUUUUUUUAAUGGUAAUUUUAUUCGAUUCGAAUAUAUAUGGAGCCGCGAGAAUGUUGGUCGCAUAUACUUGUGCGAUGAUAGCUUUCAUGUGCAUUUGUGUUCCAAGUCAACUAAUGAGUAAUGCCAGCAACGAUUUCUUUACUCAAGGUUAUUGCACCAAUUGGUAUAAUUACCGACCAAGCAUGAGAAUCAACUUAAUGUUCAUAAUGACAAGGGCAAUUAAAACUUUUGAAGCUCGAGCUGGACCAAUGAUCGAUAUGAAUUUUGAAUCGUUCAGCGAAGUCAUGAAGCGAUCGGUAUCAUUUAUCGCAGCUUUCCGAUCAUUAUACGCUGCAUAUCGAGAGAAACAGCGUGUGUAAAAUUUCAUAAUCUGUAAGAUUACAGAUUAUAAGUAAGUUGGUU
Messenger RNA from Trichogramma pretiosum, 420 nucleotides. RefSeq lists its product as uncharacterized. Gene Ontology annotation, biological process: detection of chemical stimulus involved in sensory perception of smell; sensory perception of smell. The coding region runs from base 27 to 377 and encodes 116 amino acids. Gene Ontology annotation, cellular component: plasma membrane. The record is from RefSeq and is a predicted model, not a curated record. Lineage: Eukaryota; Metazoa; Arthropoda; Insecta; Hymenoptera; Trichogrammatidae. Gene Ontology annotation, molecular function: olfactory receptor activity; odorant binding. The transcript has 4 exons.